AGCAAAAGCAAAAGCAGAAAUGUCAACAUCAACAUUUCAGAGUUUGAGCCGAAAUCAUGGCAAGAAUCAUAUACAGAAGUCGCCACAUGAUGACCCGCGGCUUUAAACCAAUCCAAUACUAUUAUUGCUUUGGAGGCCCAUCCAGCCCCAACUCUGCCAGCAUCCCACCAUAUCGACCUGACCGAUAUAAGCGCAAUGCAGAAGAUGAAGCGCGAAUCAAGGAUUUGUAUUCACACGGCUCACAGAACUGGAGUCAGGAGGAUGUCCAGGCCUUCGAGGAUAUUGUCGGCAGAGACGACGCGAGGCAAGAUGAGGCUAGAGAGCCAUUGAGACUUAUGAUAAAUUGCUACUUUGAACUCCUCAACCUUGUACCCUUACCUCCUCCUCUCCCAGCUUGUAGCUAUUGGUUAGCCCACACUCGGGCCGAGAACUGCAAAAGGGAAAAGGUGAGGCCUUUUAUGGUUGCAUGUGAUAAAGGAUUGCUUGAUCACGUCAAGGCUUGGACGCAAGAUGGGGAACGGUUAGAAGCACUUCAGCAGAUGGGACUCCAAGACGGCUUGGUCUUUGCAGCGAGAGCGAAUCAGAUUGAGGUGAUCCGGUACCUGCUCGACGAAAGAUGGACUUCUCUGAACGGUGAAGUGGUGAGGGAGGCUUGCGCUAACCUUUCCCUACCCCUCUUCGAGCUAUACGUUCAGCAUGGCUAUCAUCCCAAUCAACAAAUUCCUAGCCGCGAUGGAUAUUUUGGAGUUGCCAUACAUCGCUGCGUUCAGGACGUGGACAUCACUUGCUUUCUCCUCGAGCACGGCGCAGACCCAGACCUCGCCCCCUUCCAAACUGGGAGAACGCGGGGAUGGGGCGAGAAGGCUACGCCUCCAAUGGAUCGCACCUCUGGACUAGCGCUAGACCUUGCCGUCGAGAAGAGUCCAAUGGCUGUAGUGGAGAUGCUUCUCGAACACGGCGCUCAUCCGGAAUACUCACGCCCACUACAUGGUGCUAUCAAGAGACUACAUUGUUAUCCGAUCCCAGGAGCGCAGAUAGACUGGAGGCCUUUGAUGGAGAUGGCCUUGAGUCACGGCGCUGACAUCAACGCUGUAACCUAUUCAGGUGGCACAGCACUGUCGAGAGCAGUUCACCACCAAAACUGGGAGAUUGUUGAGUUUCUUGUUGAGCAGGGGGCAGAUCCGUUUGUGAAAGGGCCUGCUUCUAAGGAAGAUUCAUUCGACUCGGCGCUGAAAUUUGAGGAUCAGCCUUGGCAGAGGAGCGAGGAGGUGGAGAGUUAUCUACGAGGUUUGAUGGGUGGAUCAAAAUUGGAGAUUGGAGAAGUCGCAGAGGAGGCGAGGAAGAACCCACUGGUGCGCAUUAUCGAGAAAGUGAAGAGCAGAGACGGAACUAGGGGCAAGAGAGUGCCUAAAACGGCGGUUUAUUGUCUCCGUUGAUCCUGUUCACCUAUAAAAUAUAGCCUGUCCUACGGAGAUAUAGUUAAAUGCUGGUAACAGAGCCUCAACUGGCUAGAGAGAGGUUAUUCACCUGAAUAGAAAAGCCAAUGAAACCG
This is a messenger RNA of Fusarium odoratissimum NRRL 54006, 1552 nucleotides long. RefSeq lists its product as uncharacterized. The transcript has a single exon. Bases 57 to 1436 code for a protein of 459 amino acids. The record is from RefSeq and is a predicted model, not a curated record. Lineage: Eukaryota; Fungi; Ascomycota; Sordariomycetes; Hypocreales; Nectriaceae. Gene Ontology annotation, molecular function: protein binding. Gene Ontology annotation, cellular component: nucleus; cytoplasm.